Vicia villosa (hairy vetch) is the source of this 1533-nucleotide messenger RNA. Its product is annotated as B3 domain-containing transcription factor VRN1-like. The transcript has 7 exons. Bases 1 to 1533 code for a protein of 510 amino acids. Gene Ontology annotation, molecular function: DNA binding. The record is from RefSeq and is a predicted model, not a curated record. Lineage: Eukaryota; Viridiplantae; Streptophyta; Magnoliopsida; Fabales; Fabaceae.
AUGACUAGCAACCAAAGGAUUAAGGAAACUCUCCCACCUUCAACAACUCGUUUCUUUAAAGUUAUAACAACAUCAAUUUGUCAAGAUGAAAAGCUGAGGAUUCCAAACGGUUUUAUUAUGAAACAUAAAAAUGAUAUAUCAAAUCCAAUGUUUCUCAAGACUCCGGAUGACAAAAAAUGGGAAAUGCAUGUCGCUAAAGUUGACAACGGUUUUUGGUUUCAAAAGGGUUGGAAGGAAUUUGCUACCUAUUAUUCACUAGAUCACGGACACAUGAUAUUCUUUGAAUACGAAGGAAACUCUCAUUUUGUGGUACACAUAUUCGGCCUGAGUACACUUGAAAUUGAAUAUCCUUUGAAAGAAAAUCAUCAUGAACAAGACAACUUUAUUGAAAUUAGUGAUGACGACUCAGUUGAAAUUUUGGAUAAAUCAACUUCAUGCAAGAAGAAGUCUAGACCUAAAUCACCAAUUUCAUAUCCUCGGUCACAUAAGAAACUCCGAAGUGACACAAAUAAAGAUGUUGGAACAAUCUCCAAAUUUCAUAACUUUUGCGAGCAUCAUGUUCAAGCUAAUGACGAUACAAGUGGUAGCGUUGAACGCCAGAGAGCGAAGCAUGAGGACGUACAAGAAAACGAGCAGAUAAUUUCUAAAAUUAAUGAUACAAGUGGUAGCGUUGAAUGCCAGAGAGCGAAGCAUGAGGACGUACAAGAAAACGAGCAGAUAAUUUCUAAAAUGAAUGAAGCGUUAAAUAGAGCUAGAAGUUUCAAAUCUAAAAAUCCUUCAUUCAUGAUUGCCAUGAAAUCUUCAUAUCUUAGCUAUUCUUUGUAUGUCCCAACAAAAUUUAUAAAAAAUCAUUUGAAGAAAGGGAAAAGUGAUAUUCUUCUUCAGCUCAUUGAUGGGAGAACUUGGGAUGUCAAAUAUUCUGUGGGAAAACUUAGAGCUGGAUGGACGAAAUUUGUAGGAGACAAUAAGUUGACAGUGGGUGAUGUGUGUGUGUUUGAGUUAACCAAAAGUAAAGUUCUUACUUUUAAAGUACUAAUAUUUAGAGUUGAAGAAUCACAUUUCCCUUUAUCUCAAGAAUCGGAUCAAAGAGACAAAGACAUGUCGGGUGUUGAGAAUCAAACCAUUAUUCUCGAUAAAGAUAAGAAGGCAGCACAAAGAACUUCAUUACGAACAAAAACUCAUUUAUCUAUAAGUGAAGAUCAGAGGAAAGAUGAUAAGUUCAACUCUAAAUAUCCUUUUUUCAAAGUCAACAUUACGAUGAUUGAUCGAGGGAAUUCUAGAUUGACUGUACCAAUAAACUUCAUUAGGAAGUACUUGGGUGUUAAAAAAGAGCAGACUGUGGUGUUAAAAUUUGGGAAGAAAUCAUGGCCUGUAAAAUUGUUCUGUUAUUCAGACAAAAGAUCAGGACAGAUUUCUGGAGGUUGGAAUCAAUUUUGGAAAGAAAAUAAGUUGAAAAGUGGAGAUGUAUGUGUCUUUGAGCUCAUCAAGAACAAAGAUGCUAUACUUCGAGUUCAUAUUUUUAGAGGCAAUUGA